Molecule: messenger RNA, 1589 nt
Organism: Sander lucioperca (pikeperch)
Lineage: Eukaryota; Metazoa; Chordata; Actinopteri; Perciformes; Percidae
Gene: marchf5l
Product: membrane-associated ring finger (C3HC4) 5, like
Exons: 8
Coding region: 261-1136 (291 amino acids)
Molecular function (GO): zinc ion binding
Source: RefSeq, a predicted model, not a curated record
AAACCCCUAGCUAGCUACCCUUCUGUCCCUGUCUGAAAGUUACAUUAGCAAAACACAGCACAGAAGUACGGCUUAAACAGGAACUAUAUUAUACAUUUGGAUAUAUUCUUAUUUCUCAGCAUCAACUUAUAGUGACGUGGGUGAGCUCGUGCGGACAGACGUUAAAAGUCAGUUAAAUCGAGAGAACGGGACGUUGGGGUCCCCGCUGCAGUCUGAUGGGUUCGUGUUAACAGCCAGCAGAGCGGAGUCCGUUCAGCACCAUGGCCCUCGCUGAGGAGCAGCCGGAGAAACACUGUUGGGUGUGUUUUGCCACGGAGCGAGACGACCACAGUGCAGAGUGGGUGAGCCCCUGCAGGUGUAAAGGCUGCACUAAAUGGAUCCACCAGGCCUGUCUGCAGCGCUGGCUGGACGAAAAGCAGAAAGGGAACAGCGGCGGAGCGGUCAGCUGUCCCCAGUGUGGCACCGAAUACCACAUCACCUUCCCCAAGAUGGGCCCGUUGGUGUAUUUCCUCCAGCAGGUGGACCGAGCUCUGACCCGGGCCAGUCCGUUCGCCGCCAUCGGGGUGGUGGUCGGGACCGUCUACUGGUCCGCCGUCACAUACGGAGCUGUGACUGUCAUGCAGGUUGUGGGACAUAAGAAGGGUCUGUAUGUGAUGGAGCGAGCCGACCCUCUCUUCCUGCUCAUGGGCCUGCCCACCAUCCCUGUGGUGCUGGUGCUGGGGAAGAUGUUCCGCUGGGAGGAUUAUCUGGUGAGGCUGUGGCAGAGAUACUCCUACAAAGGGAAGCUCCCACCAGGUGGCCGGCGUUACGUGCCCCGAGUCCCUGCUGACGGGUUCGGAGCAGGAGAUCACCUCUCUGUGUCCAGGACUCUGUGUGGAGCGCUGGUCUUUCCCUCCAUCGCCAGUCUGGUGGGACGGCUGCUGUUCAGACGGAUGCCCUCUAAUCUGCAGCGCACUGUGCUGGGCGGCAUCGCAUUUGUGUUGAUUAAAGGAGCGCUGAAGGUGUAUUUCAAACAGCAGCAGUGCGUUAUGCAGAGCAGCCGGAACAUCCUCAACUACCCCGAGAGGAACGGAGACGGACAGAACGACGGUGGAGAGGAAGACACGGAGGACACAGAGGACAGUGGAAACGAAUAGUUUUACUAACGUGGAGAGAGAAGGGAAGGACAACUGUGAGAGCAGACAAGGUGGUUCAAAAGCAAAAUGUAUUUAACUAUAAAACACAAAGGUGAGUGUUUCCGUAGAGGAGGAGGAGGGGAGUUAGGGUCAGAAGAUAUAGGUGUGCUAAAGAGAAACUUCGGUAUUUUUGGACCUUAAUUUCCCAUGCAUUGGUGUCUUGAUGUCUAAUGUGUGUCUAGACGUUAAAUAAGCCGGCUUUCAUUACUCAACUUUGGCCUUUUUGUUAAAUUUACACAGAUAUAGAAAUGUUAGGAUGCCGUUAAACAGUUAACACUAGAAGGGCACUCGGAGAGCGCAGACCUCCGCCAAGACAUGACCUGGCUCACAAUGUAGAUGCAGUUGGAGUUUACCUGGCCAGGAACUCAUUUUCCCAGUUAUCCUGACGCCACAUGAAAGCAGCACACACACACA